Messenger RNA from Anopheles bellator, 1299 nucleotides. RefSeq lists its product as uncharacterized. NCBI's taxonomy places the organism in Eukaryota, Metazoa, Arthropoda, Insecta, Diptera, Culicidae. The record is from RefSeq and is a predicted model, not a curated record. The coding region runs from base 1 to 1299 and encodes 432 amino acids. Gene Ontology annotation, biological process: sensory perception of taste. The transcript has 7 exons. Gene Ontology annotation, cellular component: membrane; dendrite; neuronal cell body.
AUGUCACCUCUGCUAAAAUAUUGGUUUAAUAUCGAGAGUUUCUACGACGCAUCGCGACCCUGCGUUCUGUUGCAGAAGUUUUGCGGCCUGUUGCCUUUCACCGUAUAUCGAAUUCCGGCCAUUACGAGGGUGCCCCGGCACGGUGCCAGUGUCAACAACAACCCCGUUUCCGGCGCCGGGUCGCUGAAAUCGGAAGUGAAAUUUAUGGACGUUGUAAUUUUUGCCCUGUGGCAAGCGUUUUUCCUCCAAAUGCUGUUCGCCCAGUGGCCCUCCAUGAUGCUGAACAGUCCGAUGUCACGUAUCAUAGGCCUGGUGAGCUUGGUGCUCCAGUUGAUCGGCGGAUUCAGCUGCUCCUCGUCGUCCCUGCUGGCGCUGCUGUGUCGCAAGAAGUUUGUGAAAAUGGUUCACCUGGUCGAGAGCGCCGAUUGUUUGUUCCAAAAAUGGUUCGGUGAAAUCCCGCACACCCAGCUACAUUUCGGCUCCGUGGCGCUCCUGCUGGCCACCUGCAUCGCCAACGUUUCACUCAUCGUGUUCGAUUCGAUCGUUGAGUCAUCGUUGAUCCAACUUGAGAAACCUUCGCCCGUCAAGUUCAUGUACCUGUACUUCUACAUCAUUCGAACGGUGCAAAUAAUCGCGGUGACGACGUUCAUCGCCGGUCUGUACAACUUUCGAACACGCCUUCAGGCAUUCAGCCGCCAGUUCCGUGUCAUGUUCCUCGAGCAACAAGCGUCUGGCCCGCGAUGGUCGUGCCCGGAAAUGCAAGAACGUAUACAGGGCCUCGUCGAAAUCUACACUCUGCUCUGUGACUCGAUUCGCAUGUUUUGUAUGCUCUUUGCGUGGCAGCCCAUGUUCUUCUGCGCCACGCUGAUAACGGCCGCAGUGUUCGCGAUCCUCACGCUAAGCAAUAAGCUCUCGAACGAGGCCCCGAUUCUGACCGUGCUUUCCAUUAUCUACACGCUACCCACGGUGCUGUUUGCCCUCCACUUUCUCUUGAUCAUCAAACUCGGCAGCGAUCUGAAGAACGAGGGCAAACAGAUUGCAGUCCUCGCUCAUAAAGCUAUAAAUCAAUCAUCGAAGACACCGGCCAUCGUCGAGAGGCUGAUGCUUUUCUCACGCCAUCUGCAACACCAACGGCCGGUCGUAUCGUGCGGACUUUUCUGCUUCGACUGGACACUCGCUCUUUCCCUAAUCUCGGCCCUGGCCACGUACAGUGUCAUCCUGAUCCAGUUUGAGUUGGUCGUGCCGAAAUUUUUCAUCAGCGCCAUUGUGCAGUAUUACGAAGAAAAUCACGGCCCUUAG